CUUGGAUGGACGCCCACCCCACAACAAAGACUUUGAGAAGAUACGAGAGAAGGUGGUUGUCUUAAGUCUUGUCUGCGUAUUAUAUAUAAUAAAUAUAUCUUCCAAAUCUCAAGACAAAAUCAAGGAUUAGACGAACGAGCAUGCUCUGUUGGCGCUGUAAUACUAAGAAAUCAAAGAAGACUGAGAAAGGAGUGGAGGAGGACGAGGUGGUGAUUUCCCCCCAAAUUAUGAAUAAUAAUGGGGGUACAACAACGAUAUCAGCAUCUGAACAAGCUGAACUCUGUAAAAAAGAUGGGAAUUUCAAAUUCAGUAAAGAACGUUUUGCUGCUGCUAUUGAAGCUUAUACUGAGGCGAUUACCCUUUGCCCUGAUGUUCCUGUAUAUUGGACCAAUCGUGCACUUUGCCAUCGGAAACGAGAAGAAUGGGGAAGAGCAGAAGAGGAUUGUAGAAAAGCUCUUGAGCUAGACAGUAAUUCAACAAAGGUCCGUUGGUCGAUCUCUUCAAUUUCCGCUUCUGUUUUAUUAGGUCUUGCAUUACUGCAAAGGGAAGAAUAUGCUGAAGGAGUCCAACAACUUGAGAAGGCAUUGGAUCUUGGAAGAUGUGCAAACCCUACUGGUUAUAUGGUGGAAGAGAUCUGGCAAGAGCUUGCAAAGGCAAAAUACCUAGAGUGGGAGCAUGCAUCCAGCCAACGAUCGUGGAGGCAGCAAAACUUAAAAGAAAAAUGCGAGAAUGCUCUUGAAGAACAGUAUCUUCUUGAUGCUUCUCAAGGUGAUGUUAUCACAGAAGAAGCUCAAAACACCCACUCAGAAAAUCUGCAUCUUUUAGAUCAAGUAUUCAAGAAAGCUGCAGAGGACGACACUCCCUUUGAGGUUCCGGAUUACCUGUGCUGUCAGAUUACACUUGACAUCUUUUGUGAUCCUGUCAUCACUCCAAGUGGGGUUACAUACGAGAGGAAAGUACUGCUUGACCAUCUCCAAAAGGUGGGGAAGUUUGAUCCAAUUACCAGGGAGAAACUUGACCAGCGCCAGCUGAUUCCGAACCUAGCUAUCAAGGAGGCUGUUCGAGUGUUUCUAAAGAAGCAUGGUUGGGCUUACAAGUUGGAUUAAAAUGCCCUUCACGUCCUUAAAUUGUUCUCAUAAUGUUCUUAGUUUUUUAAAUUUUGGUAGAUAUACAACCCAGUAUACUGACCCUUUUCAAAGUUAAAUGCCCUUGAUCUAUCUGUACAGAUUCUUGUUCAUCAUGUCUUUCACUCUACUGAAUAUACCAUGUACAGUUUGAAUUCA
This is a messenger RNA of Papaver somniferum (opium poppy), 1283 nucleotides long. Its product is annotated as E3 ubiquitin-protein ligase CHIP-like. Bases 141 to 1106 code for a protein of 321 amino acids. NCBI's taxonomy places the organism in Eukaryota, Viridiplantae, Streptophyta, Magnoliopsida, Ranunculales, Papaveraceae. Gene Ontology annotation, molecular function: ubiquitin protein ligase activity; protein-folding chaperone binding. Gene Ontology annotation, biological process: cellular response to misfolded protein; positive regulation of proteolysis; protein quality control for misfolded or incompletely synthesized proteins. The transcript is spliced from 9 exons. The record is from RefSeq and is a predicted model, not a curated record. Gene Ontology annotation, cellular component: cytoplasm.